Molecule: messenger RNA, 5375 nt
Organism: Hippocampus comes (tiger tail seahorse)
Lineage: Eukaryota; Metazoa; Chordata; Actinopteri; Syngnathiformes; Syngnathidae
Gene: sec24a
Product: SEC24 homolog A, COPII coat complex component
Exons: 25
Coding region: 616-4257 (1213 amino acids)
Biological process (GO): COPII-coated vesicle cargo loading; intracellular protein transport; endoplasmic reticulum to Golgi vesicle-mediated transport
Cellular component (GO): endoplasmic reticulum exit site; COPII vesicle coat
Molecular function (GO): SNARE binding; zinc ion binding
Source: RefSeq, a predicted model, not a curated record
CCCACAGAACAUUUGAGGCAACUUCCAAACCACAUGUGCAGCCUAUCUGAGAAGCACUGCCUGCACCAUGUUCAGAUGGGCACAGGUUCUCGUUUUAUGUGACUUUCUCCCCUGGUAAUGAUUUUUACGAAGCCGCCGGCUUUGUUUGAGACUAUGUGACCCCUGCUAGAAACAAACCAAAGACAUUAAUGAAGCGCAUUUGGGCGUAGAGACAAGUUGGCGUCCACAAGCGGCGCUUGUUUCUCCUCGACUGCAAAAUGGAGAGCACGACAGGAAAUGCCACGUGUACACACUGCGCAUGCUCGACAAUUUCGACGUUGAUCCUUCUUGGGUGAUCCCAAUUUCCGGUUUGUACACGACUGCUUUCGCCUAGGCCUUGCUAUUGCCGUAGUGUCACUUGCGACGGGGACUUUUCGUCCCGCAGCCAUGGCCGUGUGAUCGAGCAAGACAGACAGUCACAUUUUUCAAGACAAACCCAGGCCGCCGGCACGAGGACGUUUGUUUCUUAACCCAGCGACUCGUUCCACAACCAGUAGGAUAAAAGGAGAAGAAGAAGAGGCUAAUCGCUCACCCAAGCUAACCGCUCCCAAUCGGAACCCGGUGACCGUUUUCAAGAUGUCAACUGCGGGCUUCAACGGCCAGAAUGUGACUGGACAGCCAUACGUCAACGGUCCUUCACAGAAUCCAGUUGGUGUCCAGCAGCUCCCAGCGGUCAAUUACGGCAUGACACACCAACCCAGCUACAUCCCGAUGCAGGCCAAGGUUGCAGCGCCCCCAGCCCCCGGUCCCGGACUCUAUCCCUCCGGGCCAUACCAGCACAUCCCUCCAGUCAGCUCCCAUCAAUCUGGCCCGCCGCCGCCCUCGUCCUAUCCAGCCCCGCCCAACCAACCUCAUCUCCCCCUUGGUGUCCAGCAGCUCCCAGCGGUCAAUUACGGCAUGACACACCAACCCAGCUACAUCCCGAUGCAGGCCAAGGUUGCAGCGCCCCCAGCCCCCGGUCCCGGACUCUAUCCCUCCGGGCCAUACCAGCACAUCCCUCCAGUCAGCUCCCAUCAAUCUGGCCCGCCGCCGCCCUCGUCCUAUCCAGCCCCGCCCAACCAACCUCAUCUCCCCCGACCCCCUCCGGGCGGCCCCGCGUCCCGCACCCCUCCCCAGUCUGCCGGCCCCAGUCCUGGUCCCCGGCCGCCCCCCGCGCGGGCCACUCCUCCUCCUCCUCCGCCCGCUGCGUCUUUGAGCGGCUACUACCCGAACGCCCAACGUCAGCAGCAGGUUCCAGGGUGGCAGUACAACUCGGCUCCUCCGCCCGCGGGGCCCCCCGCGGCCAUGAACGCGCCGCCCCGGGGCUCGGCGACCAACCACGUGAGCCCACAUGCGCCUUACAGCUCGGCGCCUUCACCCUCCAUGCCCCAGAACGCGGUCCAGCCGCCCGCCUCUCUACAAGGAUACGGCCAGCCAGGUGCCGCUUCUCCGCCAAUGAACCAGGCGGCUUCACAGCAAUACUACUCAAGCAGAGCUCCCUAUGGGCCCCCACCCGUGGGCCCCCCGCCCCCCACCAUGAAACCUGCGGCACCCCCGACGGCCAACGCCACCCCGCCUCCCCCAAAGGCUGACGGUACGCCAUUCUUGUGCUCGAGCGGGAAUUUCCACCAUGUGAGCUUUUGUCUUUCCUUUUUUGUUAUCUGUCGUUUCCCCUCCACCCACAUGCCAGCUCAGUGGGGGGGCGGCAGCACUUUGCCCCUCACCGAGCCCGACGGUCAGGAGGCGGAUGUUGAACCUUCAGGAAUGCUUGCUGGCGUCGGCGCCAAUCAUGUGGACAGCAAACUGGCCGGGCCACCCCAGCACAUCCCGCCGGGUCACCACUUGGGUCACUACCCUUCCUUGCCGCCUGGGUACCAGCAGCCCGCGGCCCCCCACGGCGCCCCCUCGACCAUCUCGCACCCGGCAAUUGACAGCGCCACGCAGCCUUACAGUCAAGCGCCUCGGCCGUACCAGCAGCCGCCCCCCGGGCCCGGCCCGGCUCAGCUCAGCCCGUCCCUGGCAGCCAUGAGUCUGCAGUCCAGCACCCCCGAGAGCCUGCGGGUGGUCAACCUGCUCCAGGAGCGCAACCUGCUGCCCCCGGGCCCGGUGCCCGCCCCCACGCCCUGCCUGCCCCAAGACCUGCAGAAGAUGAACUGCAGCCCUGAGGUCUUUCGCUGCACGCUGACCAGCAUCCCCCAGACGCAGUCUCUGCUCAAUAAAGCCAAGAUGCCGCUGGGCCUCCUGCUGCACCCCUUCAAGGACCUCUCCCAUCUCCCCGUGGUGACGUCUAGCGCCAUCGUCAGGUGUCGCUCCUGCCGGACUUACAUCAAUCCGUUCGUGUCCUUCCUGGACCAGAGGAGGUGGAAGUGCAACCUGUGCUAUCGGGUCAACGAUGUUCCAGAGGAGUUCAUGUACAAUCCAGUCAGUCGAUCCUACGGAGAACCACACAAGCGACCCGAAGUGCAGAACGCCACCAUCGAGUUCAUUGCUCCUUCAGAAUACAUGCUGAGGCCGCCGCAGCCGGCCGUGUACCUCUUCGUCCUGGACGUGUCUCACAACGCGGUGGAGACGGGCUACCUGAAAGUCUUCUGUCAGUCGGUGCUUGACAACAUCAACGCGCUCCCCGGAGACGCGCGGACAAAAGUCGGCUUCAUCACAUUCGACAGCACCAUUCACUUCUACAACCUCCAGGAGGGACUCUCCCAACCUCAGAUGCUCAUCGUGUCGGACAUCGAAGAUAUCUUUUUACCCACACCCGACAGCCUUUUAGUCAACCUCAACGAGAGCAAAGAGCUGGUGCAGGAUCUCCUGAAGAGCUUGCCCACGUUAUUUGAGAAUACCAUGGAGACUCAGUCGGCGCUGGGCUCAGCGCUGCAGGCCGCCUUCAAGCUGCUGUCGCCCACCGGCGGCCGCUUGUCCAUCUUCCAGACGCAGUUGCCCAAUCUUGGCGUCGGGGCGCUCCAGUCCAGGGAGGACCCCAACCAAAGAGCGUCCGCCAAGGACAUCCAGCACUUAUCCCCAGCGACGGACUUCUACAAGAAGCUGGCGCUGGACUGCUCGGGGCAGCAGGUGGCCGUCGACCUGUUCCUGCUCAGCUCUCAGUACUGUGACUUGGCGUCUCUCGGUUGCAUAUCGCGCUACUCCGCCGGGAGCGUCUACUACUUCCCCUCCUACCACCACCAGCACAACCCCGCCCAGGUGGAGCGCUUCCAGAAGGACCUGAAGCGAUACCUGACGAGGAAGAUCGGCUUUGAGGCCGUCAUGAGGAUACGCUGCACCAAAGGGCUGUCCAUUCACACGUUCCACGGCAACUUCUUUGUGCGCUCCACCGACCUGCUGUCGCUGCCCAACGUCAACCCGGACGCCGGCUAUGCCGUGCAGAUGUCCAUCGAGGAGAACCUGGACGACAUGCAGGUGGUCUCCUUCCAGGCUGCGCUACUCUACACCUCAAGCAAAGGAGAGCGGAGGAUCCGCGUGCACACCCUGUGCCUCCCGGUGGUCCACUCCCUGUCGGACAUCUUUGCCGGCGCCGACGUUCAAGCCAUGGCCGGCCUGCUGGCGUGCAUGGCCGUGGACCGCUCGGUGACGGCCAGCUUGAGCGACGCCCGGGACGCCAUGACCAACGCCGCCAUCGACUCCCUGUCGUCGUACCGACAGUCGAGCAGAACGAAGACGCUAAGCCAGAAAGCAUUCCGGACGGGCACCAGCACCAGGCUGGACGACCGCGUGGCCUCCAUGUGUCAGCUCAAGUACCAGCCGCUGGCCUACGCCAUGCUGACCAUCCACCCCGCGUUGUACCGCGUUGACGAUCUGACCGACGAGGGCGCCUUGAACGUCAACGAGCGGACCGUCCCUCAGCCGAGGGUGCUGCAGCUGUCCGUGGAAAAGCUGAGCAGGGAGGGAGCCUUCCUCAUGGAUGCUGGAACGAUCAUGUAUCUGUGGAUCGGACGCAAUUGCAACCCCAACUUCCUCACUCAAGUCCUGGGUGUCCCCAGCUACGCCGCCGUGCCUGAUAACCUGUACUUUCUGCCAGAGCUGGACACUGCCGAGUCUCAGAGGACCAGAGCGUUUGUGGGCUGGCUGAGGGAGCAGAGGCCCUUCUUCCCCUCGCUGCACAUCAUCAGGCCCGAGAGCCAGCUGAAAGUAGCGUUGAUGCAGAACAUGAUUGAGGACCGCACCGAGUCGGCGCUGUCCUACUACGAGUUCCUGCUUCACCUGCAACAGCAGAUCUCCAAAUGAGCCGUUUGUGUGCGUGCAUGUGGAAAGAGCAGAAGUGCAUGAUGGACACUUUCAAUUUAGCCUUGGAGGUGAUCCAAUAAAGAAAUGUGUGUAUGUAUAUAUUUGUGUGUGUGUGUGUGUGUGUGUGUGUGUGUGUGCGCGCGCGCGCGCGCGUAUACAUGCAGAUAUAUACGUAUGCAUAUACAUAUAUGUGCGUAUAUAUGUGUGUGUGUGUGUGUGUGUGUACAUGUACUAUAUGUAUGUAAAAGAUGGAAAGUAUCAGUUUUUAUUCUCAUAGAACAAUAAUGUCCAAAGUUGAGGUAUGGCUCAGAUGUGAGCUCGUUGAUGGCAAAAGCACAGAACGUUUCCUCGAACACGUCACAUGUAUGCAAGUUUGUGUGUUUGUGUGUGUGUGUGUGUGUGUGUGUGCGUGCGCGCUUUCAGGCUAACCGAGGUGUCCGACUGUUAACAAGUAUUUUCAUCACUUUUUUUUUUCUUUGUGAAGAUUCCAUCUUUCUAUGUGGCGUGCCGAACAAAUGCCAGAAAAAGGCAAAGAAAGCAUCAGGCGCCCACUUGAAUGUUGCGUUGCAAUCUUUUUUUUUUGGCGCCCCUCUCCUGUUUAAUUUAUGAGCCUCCCAAUAUAAUUAAAAUUCAAUGAUUGCCUUGAAGGGGAACUCUACUUUUACUACCAAGCUUCCUGUUGAAACCCAGACAAUAUAUGUAAAAUAUUUUAAUAUAAUAGAAUACAGGAAUAUUUUUUUUGUUCAUGAACACAAGACCUAACAGAAAAAGCCAUUGUGAUCUUUUAAUCAUGCUUAUUGAUACUUGUUUAUUGAAAAUACUGCAUUAUAUCAAUGGUGGAGAGAUGCUAAUAAAAUUUUAGUAUGACAGAUUAGGUGACAUGUCAAUGAAAUAAAAUGUUUGGGACUUUUUAAAUGUAGUGGGCUUUUUGGGGGGCAGUGACGGAGUUAACGGUCUGAAAUAUGUGGACCAAAUUAGUCACUUUUUUCCUCCCCUUGUGUGAGUUGAUCAUUUGUAAUUGUUGUACAGUCUUAUAAAAAGCAAAACCUAUUUAGAAAACAAGCGAAUAGGGUCGAAAUUGUCUGAUACAAAAAAAAUAAAUACUCUGCUUACUCAAG